GUUUAGUUCAGAUGAGAGAGGCAUGCGGGAGUACCCAUGCCUUUUUGAUUAGAUGCAUGCAGCAGACAUUAGGUCCCCUCCAAGGAUCCUCAGACUUUAUGGAUCUGGGAGCAGCUUCGCGUUGUCAUCAGAACAAAAAGAAAUCAAACUCUUUUUCUCAGAGCUGGGCUUCUUCCCCUGGCUCCCCCCUCCCAUAUUUGUAUGUAUUUCAAGAGGAGAGUUGGGCUUAGCUUGCUCAUAAACUGCAGUUCCUGGGCGGACCCCACACACAGCUGGGUUAGCGGCUGGAUCCGCCUUCCCGGAAAGCCUAGCCGGGAGCCUCGCAAACUCGGGGCUCCGGGCUUGACAGCAGAAAUGCAGAAGACGGGCGCACCGAGGGAAGAUGAAUUGGUCAACGCCGUGAAGCCGGGCUUCUGGGCUGGCAGGAUCCAGAAAAUGGGUUACCGGAGAAGACUGGGUCUGCUUUCCUUGCUGCUGCUCUCCUUCUCCUGCAGUGUCAGUGCUCGCCGCAGCCUGAAGACCAACCUGUGCAAGUGGUGUGACUCCACGCCACCAGCCUGCGAGGAGAAGGUGUGCUACAGCAACUGCAACCUCAACUCCUACUGUGAGGACCCCUAUGAGAUCUGCGUGGCCAUAUGGAGACAGGACAACGAGAGCAUCAGGAUCAGCACGCUCUGCCACAACCCCCACCGCCCCAUUGAAAACCUCAUGGUCCCCAACUACAAUACCUCGCACUGCAUCAUGACCCAUCAGCCCAGUGAGGAAGGGAUCAUCUACAUCUGUGGCUGCGUAGACGAGCAGGAGUGCAACGAUAAACUCAUCUUUGAAAACCACACCAAUGGCUACUCCAUGCUGCAGAGCAAAGAGGUGAUCCCAGUGGCCGCCAUCAGCCUCCUGCCCCCACUGCUGGUGGCGGUGAUGAUCACGGUGAUAUUUUACCUCUGCCGCACACAGAAGCGGCGCAAGAGAACCAAGGCAUGGGGUGGGAAACCGGGACAGCCCCCGGCACUGCUGGAGGCAGGGAGGUCUGCUGAGCGGGAGGAGAAGUUGUCCGUGCUGAUGGAUGAGAGCCCAACCAGCGCCAACCCUACCUGUGCCAGCAGCCGCCCCGCUGAGCUGCUCCCCAUCGAGCUGGAUGAGAUGGUGGGCAAAGGUCAGUUCGCGGAGGUGUGGAGGGCCAAGCUGAGCCAUAGCCGCUCAGGGCAGUACGAAACAGUGGCCGUGAAGAUCUUCCCCUGUGAGGAGUACUCCUCCUGGAAGAAUGAGAGUCAGAUCUUCACUGACACCAGCCUCAAGCAUGACAGUGUCCUGCGGUUCCUCACUGCUGAGGACCGGGGCAUGGGGCCCCGCCGUGAGUACUGGCUCAUCACUGCUUACCACAGCCGGGGCAACCUCAAGGACUACCUCUCCCACCACAUCCUGAGCUGGAUGGACCUGCAGAAGAUGGCAGGCUCCCUGGUGAGUGGGGUGGCUCACCUCCACAGUGAUUACACCGCCUGCGGCAGGCCGAAAAUCCCCAUCGCCCACAGGGACAUCAAAAGCACAAAUGUCCUGGUGAAGAAUGAGCAGGAGUGCGUGCUCUGUGACUUUGGCAUUGCCAUACGCCUUGACCCUUCCCUGACGGUGGAUGACUUUGCCAACAGUGGGCAGGUGGGCACCGCCAGGUACAUGGCCCCAGAGGUCCUGGAGUCCAGAGUGAACCUGGAAGACUUGGAGUCUUUCAAGCAGAUGGAUGUCUACUCUAUGGCCCUUGUUCUGUGGGAAAUGGCUUCCAGAUGUGAAGUGGUAGGAGAGGUAAAGAAUUACGAGCUGCCUUUUGGAUCUAAAGUCCAGGAGCAGCCCUGCGUGGACACCAUGAGGGACAUUGUGCUGCAUGGCAGAGGGCGACCCGAGAUCCCGAGCAGCUGGCUAGUGCAUCAGGGAAUGCGCUUUCUGUGUGACACCAUCACAGAGUGCUGGGACCACGAUCCUGAGGCUCGCCUCACCGCCCACUGUGUGGCCGAGCGCUUCAACCUGAUGGCACAGAUGGAUUGUGAUGAUAUCCUCAACAACAACACAGACAACGAGGCCAGCAAAACAGCUUCUCCAGGCGGGGAGCACCAGGACAGUGACGGCAGCAGAAACACGCAGUGACACAGCAGGAAAAAAGCCUCAUCAUGAGAAACAAGAGGAUAAGUGAGAAGCAUUUAGCUCAUAGGAAAAAACCUUGCUCCAUUUUUCAAAAUGGAACCAAGAUCUAGUACAUAACUUAUUUAUAAGAUCUGUUUCCUGCCACAAAUAAGUGAACUAUGGAAUCAA
Messenger RNA from Pezoporus flaviventris, 2298 nucleotides. RefSeq names its product TGF-beta receptor type-2-like. The record is from RefSeq and is a predicted model, not a curated record. Gene Ontology annotation, molecular function: ATP binding; SMAD binding; transforming growth factor beta binding. Gene Ontology annotation, biological process: cellular response to growth factor stimulus; protein phosphorylation; heart development. NCBI's taxonomy places the organism in Eukaryota, Metazoa, Chordata, Aves, Psittaciformes, Psittacidae. Gene Ontology annotation, cellular component: plasma membrane; signaling receptor complex.